AUACGAAAAAAAUAAUAAAGUUGAAGAGACAUUCAAGUUUUUUGUGUUAUCGAAUUCAAUAAAUCGUGUAAUUAACAAAAAAUAUAAUAAGAAGAAAACGAAAUUAAUUUGUUUAAACUUCCAUACACAUUUGGCAUUAAUUAAAAAAUUCUAAGUGAGAUAAAGCAUAAAGUGUUUUGAAGCAAAUAAAUCAAAUUGGAUUCUAAUUAACGAAAGAAAAUAAUAGACGAAUGAAAAGUGUGCGUUAUUAGUUUUGAUGUAAUAGAAAAAGCAAACAAGAAUAGCAAUAACAACAAGUACCACAACAAUACUACUAAUAAUAACAACAACAAACAGACUAAGACAAUAUUUGUGUAAUUAUCUAAGGGUGGUGGACAUACAGGUGGUAUUUGCACCUAGAGGGGAUAGAUGGCUGAAAUUAAAACGUAAUAAUCGUUUGAAUUAUUAAAGCUUUUAUUUCCCCAACUUCCUCACCAAACCUUCGGGUGGUCCACCUUCCUAAAAAGAGAGAUAGAGUUCUCUUUUCAAAAGAGGUCUCCGUACAAGCUUUGAUAUGUUUAAAAAUAUUUGUCGAUCUACUAAUUUAGUACGUCAAACAACUCAGAAUACGGCCACUAAGGGAGUCACCACAACUAGUGCUCAGAACUUAAGCAGCAGUAGCAAUCUAUUAUUAAUAACAGCUCAACAGCAAGGUACAACGAGCUCAACAGCACGUUGUCUUUUACAUACUUCAGCCACAGCGUCUACAACAACCACAUCAGCAACAGCAGCAUACACACCAAACGUUGUAACGCUAAAACGCAGCAAGUCACAGACCCAAUUUACUCUACUACCACGUCUUUCACGUCUACGCACCAUGUCUACUGGCAGCGCUGGUUCUACCGGUACCUCUCCACCUAAACCUGUUUCGCCCAAAUUUACCAAUCGUUUGGCCCAAGAGAGAUCACCUUAUCUGCUGCAACAUGCUCAUAAUCCGGUCGAUUGGUAUCCCUGGGGUGAUGAAGCCAUCGCAAAGGCUAGAAAUGAAAAUAAAUUGAUUUUCCUAUCGGUGGGCUAUUCCACUUGUCAUUGGUGUCAUGUUAUGGAACAUGAAUCGUUUGAAAAUGAGGAGGUUGCUGCCAUUAUGAAUGAAAAUUUUGUCAACAUUAAGGUGGAUCGUGAAGAGCGGCCCGAUAUUGAUCGCAUUUAUAUGCAGUUUGUAUUGAUGAUGAACGGCAGUGGUGGUUGGCCCAUGAGUGUCUGGUUGACACCCGAUUUGGCACCCAUAACGGCGGGUACAUAUUUUCCACCACAUGAUCGCUGGGGUAUGCCCUCCUUCAAAACGGUACUUCGAGCUAUAGCCUCCAAGUGGAUAGCCAAUGAAGAGCAAUUAAAGUCAACCGGCCUAGAGGUCAUUAGUGCUAUACAAAAAUCGCUUAGCGAAAAAUCUACUGAAACAGUAUUUGCACCCGGAAGUGCUGAUGCAAAACUACAAGAAGCCCUUAAGAUAUUCACACAACGUUUUGAUAACGAAUACGGUGGCUUUGGUAAUCAUCCUAAAUUCCCCGAAGUAGCAAGGCUUAAUUUUCUAUUCCAUGCUUAUAUUGUAACUAAAAAGGUGGAUAUUUUAGACAUGGCUGUAGAGACUCUACAUCACAUUGGGCGGGGUGGCAUACAUGAUCAUGUAUUUGGAGGUUUUGCCCGUUAUUCAGUGGAUCGUAAGUGGCAUGUACCACAUUUCGAGAAGAUGCUGUAUGAUCAGGGUCAAUUGUUGGCCGCCUAUGCUAAUGCCUAUAAAUUGACUAGAGACGAAACGUUCCGGGAAUAUGCUGAUGGUAUAUUUCGCUACAUAACCACUGAUUUACAACAUCCAGCAGGUGGUUUCUAUGCCGGCGAAGAUGCAGAUUCUUUAGCAAAAGCUGAGGAUACCAAGAAAGUGGAGGGUGCUUUUUAUGCUUGGACUUAUAAAGAGAUCAAAAAAGCCAUCGAAGAUAAUGUAGACAAAUAUAGCGGGGUCAAAAUGGAUGUAAAUAAAAUAUUUGAAAUAUAUAGCCAUCAUUAUGAUGUCAAGCCCUUGGGUAAUGUGGACCCGGCCAGUGAUCCUCAUGGUCAUUUGAAUGCAAAAAAUAUUUUAAUUGUCAGAGAAUCAGUUGAAGAAACCUGCGGCAAAUUUUCUGUAGAAGAAAAUCAACUCAAGGAAAUUCUACAAAUUACUAAUGGUAUUUUAAAUGAUAUAAGAAAAUUGCGUCCCAGACCUCAUUUGGAUACGAAAAUCAUAUGCUCGUGGAAUGGUCUAGUGCUCACCGGUCUCUGUAAGUUGGCCAAUUGUGGUGGUCCCAAAAGGCCUGAGUAUAUGGCUGUUUGUGCAAAAUUAGUUAAAUUUAUGCACGAGCAUUUGUUUGACAAGGAAAAGAAACUAUUGAAAAGGUCUUGUUAUGGUGUGGCCACAAAUGACAGUACUUUGCAGGAAAAUUUGGAGGCCGAACGUAUUGAUGGUUUCUUAGAUGAUUAUGCCUUUUUGAUUAAAGGUUUGUUGGACUAUUAUAAGGCCUCUUUGGAUCCCUUCGCUUUGCAGUGGGCCAAAGAAUUGCAAGAAAUUCAGGAUACAUUGUUCUGGGAUACAGAACAUGGAGCUUAUUUCUAUUCGAAAGCCAAUUCUCCCAAUGUGGUGAUGCGUUUAAAGGAUGAUCACGAUGGCGCUGAACCGUGUGGCAACAGUGUGGCUGCACGAAAUCUCAUUCUACUUUCACAUUAUUUUGAUGAUGACAGCUAUGCUAAACGUGCCUCCAAACUAUUCGAAUUCUUCUCCGAUCAACAACCAUUUGGUUAUGCUCUUCCCGAAAUGUUAUCGGCUUUAAUGUUGCAUGAAAAUGGUCUGGAUUUAGUAGCUGUCGUGGGACCUGAUACGGAAACCACUAAACAGUUUGUGGAAAUUUGUCGUAAAUACUAUAUACCCGGCAUGAUUAUAGUCCAUGUCAAUCCUCACGAGCCCGAACAGGCCUACAAUCAGCGCGUGCAAGAGAAAUUCAAAAUGAUUAAUGGCAAACCUACGGUUUAUAUAUGUCAUGAUAAGGUAUGUCGUAUGCCUGUCACCGAUCCGGUUAAAUUGGAGGAAAAUUUAACCGAGAAUUUCUUCAAGGGCAGGCUUUAAACAAAAUGUAAGCUGUUGAGAUUAAAUGUGACUAAAAAUAUUAGCUUAUAGUUUAUUUUUAUUAAUGUUUUGACUUUAAAUCGCUUUAAAAUAUAGUGCCUAGGUUUAGCUAGUCUCGAAAUAGUUUUGGUUAUAGAGUUGUUCUAUUUUUUUAUGGUGUAAUUAACUAAACACAAAUUGUAUUAUUUAAUAAUUUGACCUUAGACUUGUUUGUUACGUUUUGUUAAAAGAAGAAAAACAACUAUAGAAAGUUGUAAAAAAAAAUACUUCUUUUAGACAUUUUAUCUAAAAUUGUGUUAUUUAUAUACAUGUAUGUAGUAAUGUUGAAAAUAUUAUAUAGUAUAUGUUACAGUAAAUAAAUAAAAUAUUAAAAAUAAAAGAAUAA
Messenger RNA from Calliphora vicina (urban bluebottle blowfly), 3515 nucleotides. Its product is annotated as spermatogenesis-associated protein 20. Gene Ontology annotation, biological process: carbohydrate metabolic process. Bases 554 to 3130 code for a protein of 858 amino acids. The record is from RefSeq and is a predicted model, not a curated record. The transcript has 5 exons. Lineage: Eukaryota; Metazoa; Arthropoda; Insecta; Diptera; Calliphoridae.